CACCGGUUCAGCAAACCGGCCCAAAAAGAAGAUUCUAUUGGGGUUCGACCCACUCCUGCCUCCCGUCCGUGUGGCGGCGGCGCCCUAGCUUCGCCGCUCCUUGCCUUGAGCCGCGCCGUCGGAACUCCACCUCUCCUUGCCUUGAGUCGCGCCGCUGGAAGCCUGGAACCCGACGUCGAGCUCCGCCGCUCCUUGCCUUGAGCCGCGCCGUCGGAACUCCACCUCUCCUUGCCUUGAGCCGCGCCGCUGGAAGCCUGGAACCCGACAUCGAGCUCCGCCGCUCCUUGCCUUGAGGCCGGUGACAUCGGCCAAGAAGAAGCAUCCCCAGCCCCACGACAUCGGCCGAGAAGCAUCCCCAGUCUGCCACCCUGCAUUUAACGCCCGCAGCAGGUCAGAUUAUACUACUACUGGAUGGCCAACAGCGCCAUCGACCCGACCACUACUCCCACGCUGAGAGAGAUUCGAAAAUCCAACUCCAGCAGCUCCUCCGGCAUCCCCAUAGCGCCACGACAGCCGAGCACCACCCAGAUGUACACGCAGAUGGAGGCUAGGAUGGAGGAGCUGGAGGCCAACCAGGCGGCCCAGGACUUGGCCCACAAGGCGCAGCUGGCGGCGGUGGAGGCGGCCCACCAGGCGCACCUGGCGGCACUGACGGAGCACCACCAGCGUCAGAUGGCGGACCUGGCGAGCUUCCUCCGGACCCAGCACCAGCAGGAUCUUCCUCCCUCGCUCUUUGCUCCACCACCAGUCCCAGUGCCUGCUCCUGUUCAGCGUCCGGCUCCGUCGGCGGGUUCGAACCCGACUCCCAGCCCUCCACUGGGUGCCAGCCCUACACAGCAAGGCUGGCCAGGGUACCCGACCUACCCGACCUACCCCACGCAGCCGUUCACGUGGGGGCCUCCUCCUCCACAGUCGCAGGGCUACUCCUCGUGGCCGGGGGCGCAGACGCAGCAGGGGCCUAGCGCAGGACUAUGGCGCUACGACGCCGCGCCGUCAGGGUGGACUCAGGCACCACCACAGGCAGGGUGGGGUUCGUGGGGCGAUGGGACCCCUGGGGACGGCGCCACGAGCUAGGAGGACCUGUGGGGGGUACUCGGUGACGAGCAAAGUACCUUUGCCUCCAUCUUCUCGACUAGGACGCAUGUUAGACCCUUUUGCCCUCAUGUUGGACUUGUAGGACUUGUUGGACAUGUAUGUUGGACAUGUAUGCACUUGUUACGCGACGUUAUGUGUAUUUCGGACAUGUAUCGAUGGAUUUGAUGAUCAUGUGUGGAUUCAUGUUGAGAUCGAAUCCGAUGAUGAAAUGCGGUUUAUAUGCUAUAUUGUUAUUAUAAACGUGAUCUGUGGUAUAUAUA
This is a messenger RNA of Sorghum bicolor (sorghum), 1355 nucleotides long. Its product is annotated as extensin-like. NCBI's taxonomy places the organism in Eukaryota, Viridiplantae, Streptophyta, Magnoliopsida, Poales, Poaceae. Bases 412 to 1074 code for a protein of 220 amino acids. The record is from RefSeq and is a predicted model, not a curated record. The transcript is spliced from 5 exons.